This is a messenger RNA of Gallus gallus (chicken), 18283 nucleotides long. It is a transcript of the gene MEF2C, whose product is annotated as myocyte enhancer factor 2C. The coding region runs from base 12371 to 13846 and encodes 491 amino acids. The transcript has 15 exons. The record is from RefSeq and is a predicted model, not a curated record. Lineage: Eukaryota; Metazoa; Chordata; Aves; Galliformes; Phasianidae. Gene Ontology annotation, biological process: positive regulation of transcription by RNA polymerase II; cell differentiation; heart development. Gene Ontology annotation, molecular function: histone deacetylase binding; RNA polymerase II cis-regulatory region sequence-specific DNA binding; DNA-binding transcription factor activity, RNA polymerase II-specific.
GGGUGAGUGAGGCAAACACAACCCAAACUGGGGGGUUUCUCUUCAAAGCCAGCUGGUCUGGCUUUAUUCUACAGGAAUUUUUUUACCUGCCAGUUUGAUCAACAAAGCCCUCAGCAGGUGCUGACGGGUACAACUUCCUGGAGAAGCAGAAGAAGGGCACUGGUGCCGUGCAAGAAUUGCAAACUGUGAAGUAACCGCUAUGGGAAAGAUUAAGUAAAGCAUUGGAGGCAGAUGAUUUUGACAAUAAAGAGGGUGUAUGUGCUCGGGAGGAGAGAGUCAUUCGUUUGGGAUCGUGAGAGAGAGAGAAAUAGAGACACGGAGAAGGAGAAGAAAAGGGAGGAAGAGGGAGAGAAGCAGACAAGGACACCUCGUCAGGCGUGUAGUUUGAAUCCCUUCCUUGCCUCCCCCUUCCCCUCCGCGAUGUUACAAAGGCUGUGAGCUGCUCGGCUUUUCCCAUUCGCCUGCUGUCACUUCCUUCCUGGACGCUCUCAGGACGAGUCCGGUUACUUUUAAUCCGACCAGCAGCUCAGCCACUUUCUCCUCCUCCACGCUGCACACACGCAGACACGCGCACACACACACACACACCAGACGUCUUCUGGCUGCUUAUUGGAUUGACUUUGAAGGUUGUGUGUGUGAUUCAAGGAGGCUGCAUGUUGAACCGGGUGGUGAAUAUUUAAGGCUGGAAGAAGUAAAGGGAUUUUUCUUUUUCCUGUGAAAGGAAAAUAUCUCAAGGACUAGUCUGAUCAUCCAAACAGCUAAAUGUUUAUAAUGUAAACCAGCUUAAGCAGGGUGGGUGGCCUGUGGUCCUAGAGGCCUGCACUUGAAAUCCUUCUAACCUGUCCAAAUCCUUCUAAUCACCGUAACCUACGCUGGUUACGAUGCCAGUUGUCAUGUUCAUCAUAUUUCUUCACUGAUGAAGGGAAAUGAGUGAUGCACAGGCUUAUCUGAAGUAGGAGAAGAAUGUAUUUUUUCAUCUUGGAAGGUGCUGUACUGAAGGACUGUCAAAAAACAGACUGUACACACCUGAGUUGAGACCACAAUUUCUUUGUGGCCUUGUCAUUGGCUAUUUCUGCAGAACCAAUCAGCAGUGACAUUUCCAGAAGCAAGCUCAAGUGGAUUUGCAACAGGCUCUAUUUAUCCCUGCAAGAUGUUUCAGCAGGAGUUACAGACUUACUGACGCAUGGCGCUCAUCUGAAGAAACUGCUGUGGGAACUGGAACAAAUUAUCUGGGAAUCUAGCAUCAGCGGGAUCAACAGACAACAAAAUAAAUAUAAAAAUAAAGAUUUUGGCCUAAGAAACAGCCCCUAAACCACACUAAACUUAAAACACAGCAAGAGAUUUGCUUCCAUCUACUGGAGCCAAGAAAAAAAAUGACGACUGAGCAGCAAGCUCCUCUAACAUGGGCUAUAAAUCAGAUUGUUCUUGUCUCAGGCUGCUGGUGGUGAAAAGUAAAUCCAUGAGUUCGUAUGGGAAGUGCUGGAUGAUUAAAAUGGCUUUAAAGUAUCCCGUUAAGUUUUCAGUAACUUAGAAAUUUUAACAGACAAAAUUGUAGUUGCUACCAAGGUUCCUAUUUAUACAUGAAUAUUGGCAGUGCGUUCUGUGGUCAUUUCAUGCAAAACUCUAGAACAGAGCCUUCAAUUCUGACUACUGAUCUCUAGGUAGUGAACAGGUCUGCCACUUGUGUAUUAAAAGGGCUGUACAGAACUCUCUCUCUCCUUCCUUCCUUCCUUCCUUCCUUCCUUCCUUCCUUCCUUCCUUCCUUCCUUCCUUCCUUCCUUCCUUCCUUCCUUCCUUCCUUCCUUCCUUCCUUCCUUCCUUCCUUCCUUCCUUCCUUCCUUCCUUCCUUCCUUCCUUUCUUCCUUUCUUCCUUUCUCCCUCUCUUUCUCUAUUUCUCUCUUUUUCUUUCUUUCUUUCUUUCUUUCUUUCUUUCUUUCUUUCUUUCUUUCUUUCUUUCUUUCUUUCUUUCUUUCUUUCUUUCUCUUUCUUUCUUUCUUUCUCUCUCUCUCUCUCUCUCUUUCUUUCUUUCUUUCUUUCUUUCUUUCUUUCUUUCCUUCUUUUUCUUUCUCUCUUUCUCUCUUUCUCUCUUCCUUUCUUCCUUCUUUCUUUUUUUUUGUUUAAUUGUGAAACAUACUGUGAAAGUUUUCUGCUUCAUUGUUAUUGUACAGUAUUGCUGUAGCCUACUGAGUGUUCCACAUCAUAGCAACUCCUCUCCACAGCAACCCAGUGAACAUGCCUAAGAGGCUGAGAACUUUCAGAAUACUUUUCCUUUACUUAAACAUAGUCAGCAGCUUUGAAAGUAGAGAGGUCUUGGAAAUUAACUACAACACUCUCAUUCUAUUCAUCCAAAGUCUUAGUGUUAACGUUAACGUUGGGUGGCUUCCCCUUAAUAUUCUGCAGCAAAACCCAGCAAAGACAAGGAUGAAUAUUUUACAAGUAUUUCGUCAUAAAGAAUUUUUAAAUCUCAAUUAAAAAAAAAAAAAAAACAUAUUUGAGAUGCCAUACCUAGCAGUAUCAUAUUAGCUAAACAGUGUUAACUGUUUUGAUUGGAACAAAUGUUGAUUAAUAGCACUGGACUCAUAGCUACUUUUCAUUUAUACUUGAUCCACUUCUAGAAUUACCUGAUUUUACCUGUGAAGAGAGGAAAUUUAGAUUUACAGAAUUGGAAAUCACUAACACAAUUUUUCUUCAUUAUGCAAAACUCAUUUUUUACUAUGCUGUUGUUACUGUUGGCAGCAGUCUUGUAAAGCAGUUUUAUCAUCAGGAACAAAUACUAACUUUGAAGCUGAUUUCUCCAUAACUUUGUAGUCUUAUUCUAAAAACAAAAAUAUGAGAAAAAAAAAUGUAGCUUUGUCUAAUUCUUGUUAUUGUAUCAUUUUUGAACAACUAUUGCAUUUCUACCUUGAAUUUUAUUAUUUCCAUCCUUGGUCCAUAGUGUCAAUAGUGUAUUUUCUUAAGUAGAAGAUGUAAGAAUGUAACUGAUAUUAAAAUGGAUUUUGUCCACUCUUUUUGUCUAUUCAUUGCAAAAUGGAAAUUAAUUUCUUUAGCUUAAGGCUGCAUAGUUUACUGUCAUUAGUUGGGGAUAAUCAAAGACAUAGGAAGUUUCAAUAGCAGAAAAGCCUGGGGAUUUUCAGCUAUUUCUGAGAUCUUAAUCAAAACUUUUACUGAUUGCUUGGGAAUCGAUGAGCACACUCUUGAGGAAAAAAAAAAGGCAGCAUAACCUUAACAUUAUUCACAGUGUUUUGUUAAAACAGUACAGUGAUUCAUAAUUAAUAUUUUUUAUCUUAAUGUAAUGUAGUGAAGAACAUUAAACAAUAUUUGGAUAUUUUGCACCUUGUAAGUAAAUCAGAAAUGUGAAGUGCUUCUUGUCUUAGUCUUUGGUUUAAUGAAAAUAGCUUUCCUUAUAGGAAUUUUAAGUGGAGAAAAGUCUAUUAAAAACCAUCACAUUCCACUUACAGAAGAUUCAGUCUCCUUUAUAUUAUUCUCUGUUAGCACUUAUUAAAGUUUAUUCUUCCUUUUAUCCAACAAGAAAACACUUUUGAUUUGACUCAGUAGGAGUUAAAACAAUGUUAAAACUAUAUUGACUGAUGUCCAGUCAUACCACUGGACAUCAAAACUUUGUUUUUCUUGGGUUUCUUUCAAACAGAACAGAGGAAGCACUUCCUUUUACAACAUGCUGUCAAGAGAGGAACACACACACACUCAGACAUACACACACGUACAAAUGCAGAGCUAUUCAAAUAAUUUCAAAGUUCCCUGACUACCACUCAGUAACCCAAAUGAUAGCAGGAAAAAUAGAUAAUGUUUGUAAAAAAAAAAAAAAAAAAAAAAAAAAGAUGAUUAAUUAUGCAGACAUUCAGAUAUUAAAAUAUUGCUCUGCAAAAUACAAGGAAUAAAGAUUAUUGUGCAGAAUAGACAGCAGUCAGCAUCACAGUCAGGGUUCUGUGUAAGUGAAGGAACAGGCUUGGCUUUCCAUGCAUUUAUAUGUGAAAACUAUUUUUUAAUCAAUGUAUUUAUUUAAAGGAUGGUUGCAGGCUACAUUCAAAUCUCAUUCACCAAUAUAAAUCUGAAAUAAUGGAACUGGCUGCAGUGCAGACUAACUUGUGGCUGUGCACUUGAGUAGCUAGGACCAUAGUGCUGGCCCUGGGGCUAUCCUACACAGUUUUACAGUACUGUAUUUUUUGUAGCAAUAAGGACAUGCUGUGUUUUCAGAGGAAUGUCUUGAAAACAAAGUGCAUCAAUGAAGGCCACCUCACUCACAAUGAAGUUCUGUCUUCUAAAAUAGCACUAAAACAAAAUAACUGUUGUGUUUUGGCAAGGGUCUUAACUAUUUACAGCGCAACAGUCAGAACAGAAAAUAGUGCUUUAGUAUCCACAUCCCCCCAAGUUGUAACUCCAAACCUGGAAGAAAUACUAUAUUUAGGUUUGUGGGUUUUUUUUCUUUUUUUUUUGUAGUUUUGUUUUUUUUUUUUUCUUUUGAUAUGGUAUCCAUUAUCAGUGUAAAUAGAAAUUCAGAAACCCCAACUGAUAUUUCCUUUUAAAAUGCAAAAUUUUCAUUUGUGACAGCUGCAUUGGAUCUUUAAUCAUAUAUUAUAUUUAUGGGAGCUUUUUUCUAGCAUAUGUUAAUUGGCUGUUUUCUGUGACAAAUUAUGAGCUCUUACUUUGAUGAGGUUCAAUUGCAAUCAUGUUGGAGUUGAGUAUGUAGAGUUUCCAGCCCCCGCUGGCUCUUUAAACCACUACAAACAUCUGCACGUCACUGGAGUGCUGAGUAAUGGCAGGAUUUGGGUUGAUCUGAUUUAUGUACAGAUUUUUUUCCACUCAGAUUUUUUUUUUUUUUCAGUUCUUUGCACUAAAUCUGUUUCAGGGUUUGCUGUUUUUAGCAAAAGAAUGAUCUAAAAUUAACAACUUAUCUGAGAUUAUUAGAAUACAGUGAGUUACAUUUUGUGACACAGUAUAGUCAAAUCUUUUUUUAACAUUCUGAAAUCUCAAUGAGCUAUAUCAGAAAUCCUGUGUCAACUGUUAUCGCUUGUUGCAGUUCAGAUUUACUGGGGCCACAUAGCAUUUGUGGGAAUAAACCUACUGGCUGCCUUUCAGAGUCAAUAUUUUUUAAAUUUCAUAAAGGUAACAUUAGCAGUUAUUUAGAAAGAAAUAUAUUUUACUUUUUGAAGAGUGGUUCAAUGGUUUUUAAAAUUUGUACAGAGAAGAGCAUGUUUGUAAGCUGGCCAAUAAAUAUUUCUACCUGUAAAGCUGCAUAUUUUCCUGCUAGUAAAGGAAACACUGUCUUGAAAUUUAGUCUGUCUUAUUUGUGUUCAAGGCAUAUCGUGAUUGCAUUUGUUCAGCAUGUAAAUUAAGGAAAUAUAGAAAACUUUGGAAGAAGUAUUGCUUUGAGAUCUUUUUUUUUCUUUGCUUUUUACUUAUCCCUUGGUGAUGGCUGUUCCAAAGAUCUUUUUUAUAAGGCAAUUCAUGGAAAUACUGAGGUAGAAAAUGUGUGUUGUGUUUUAAUAAGUUAUUACUCAAGGCUGUACUUAGAGUGAAUGUGCAGAAAUACAAGAUGUUACAUAUUCUAAAUCAGAGAAAGCAGCCUGGUCAUAAAAUGGAUGAAGCAUCAUCUUUUCAAAAACUGUGUCAAACAAUAUCAAUUACAUUGCAAUUAAUUUAGCAGAACAUCAUACAGCUCAGCUUUGACCUAAACCAAAUGACAGUAGAUAAAUCUGUCCCAUUUGUUCUUCAGAGAAAAGAUAGGGGUUAAAUUUCCAGGCAGGUGUUAGAGUUUAGAAUAAGAAGAGCCAGAUGUGUAUGGAAGCUUCUUUGGUCUCAGGAGGCUGGUUUUAAUUCAGCUAUUUCCCUGGAGUACCAUACAAUCAAUGAGUUCCAAAUCCUGGGGCUACCUGCCUUUAUGUAAAAUCAUGGGAACGGUUUUUCACAGCGUACUACUGAACAAGCGUGAAAAAAUUAGAGCAGAAAUUAAAGGUAAAAAAAGGUUAACCUCAGAAGCUACACGUCGCAUUUCUUCAAGGCUUCUGAAAUGAGAUGAUCAUCACAUGGAAACCCUUUCAGUAGAGCCUUAUAACUGUAAGGAGAAGCAAUGUAAAACUCAUACCAAGGAUAUUUUAUAUGUUUCUCUAAUCACUGCUCAUUGUAGGCAGUGUUUUAGAAGUAAGCAUAUGUAGGUCAUGUGCAGCACAGUAAAAGAAAUUAAAGCAGUUCUCUUCCCUUAGAAGCUAGGUGAAUUGAAUCAGGGGCAGGUUUCAAAAAAGAUUAGUUUGAGCAUGUUGUCCUUACUUCAAUAUAUCUGUAAAAAUAAAUUGACGCAUUGUAUGUGGAAUUAGUCUACAGAAUGGCAUUCAGUUUCACUUGAUAAGAUGAGCUUAAUUGGCUUUCAGAAAAUAAAGGGAAGUAAAGAAAGAUGUACAAGUGAAAGAGAGGGCUUGGCACUUUAUUGGAUUUUGAGGCCUGUGAGCCAUGUGUCUUAAUUGGGGCCAGUUGGGAUCAUUUAAUAAUUGCUGUCAGAAGAUCAAAUUUAAUUCUCUUUAUAAAAAGACCACAGUGGGAUAGAGUUAAACAAAUUGUCAUCUGAGGUUUCAAAUGAACUAAGCUUUAAUUAGGUUGAUUAGGAUGCUGUAAGAGAAAGAGGGUAAGAAACGGGAAAUUGAUGAAUCUGCUGUGUACCAUGUUGUACUUUCUGACAGUACUGUCAAAUAUCUUUAUUUCAAGAAGAUAUGCAUUAACAAUAAGAGCUGUAGUGUUAGAAAAAUGUAUGUGUAAGUGUUUUAGAUAUAUAGGAUAAUAGAACAUUGUGAAAUUACUGCUUUUAAAUGGAGAUAAUAAUAUUUUUAUGGUCAUAGUCUUUCCCUUUACUUUCAUAAUUUUAAAGUCUACCAAACUUUCUCUUUGUCUGGUUUAUUUACUCACUGACUAUGCCAGAAAAGAACUAUAGCAUAUUUUACUGAAAGAACUCAGAAUUUCACUGUCGUUUAAUAAAUUUUCACCUCACUUCUCAGAACCUUUGCUUGCAAAAAUCCUCAGUUUUCUUAUCCCUGAGUUUCCAAAAGAAAAACUGAGUCCCAAGUGGAGGUGGAGUGACAGGAAGUAUUUUUGGUGGAAAAAAGGAGCAUAUCUCAGUUGUGUUUGCUUCCCAACUUUAGAUUCAAUUCUUUAUGCUUUGCUGCAUGAUAAUUUUUCUGUAGCUUUCUAAGUGCCAUUUCUGAGAAAGCAUAAUGUACAUUCAAGGCCACAAGAAGAUUUAGCUAAUGUAUCUUUGUAUUGAUCAUGUUUUGGUUUGGUUUUUUUCAGCAUGCUUAUAGGACAGUAAUAAUACAAGCAAUGUUGACAAUGAUCUGUUCAGAAAAAAAUGUUCACUCAAGCAAGAGGAAACUGUCAUGCAAAUUGCCCUAUAUUUUCCUCAGUAAAUUAAGCACAUUUUACGUAUGUCAAUCCAAAUGUAACGCCUUCUAUUUAUUUCCAUGGAAACUGCAGAAGCUACAAAUAGCACAAUAACACUAUUUGAUAGAGCACAUCCUUAGCUACAAAACACUCUUUUUCAGCACAGUCACCACCAUGAGCUGUGCAUUUCACCAACUAUGAACAAGAGCCUGCAUGCCCUGCUUGUAACAAUCUCGACUAGUGGAGGUGACACACUGUUUCACAGUGUUUCACCAGCCACCACCGCAGGAUGUUCAUAUCCACUGUUUGAUUUCCAUAAAUAUCGACGUUUAUGCAAGCAUCGAUGAAUGUCAGUGGGUGCCAUUUUUUCCACAUGGAGGACUUCACUGAUGCACCUUUUCUUCAUACGCAUUUCCAUGUCAGAUGCCAUUCUGUCAGACUGCCCCUCUGCUGCCAUCUGUCAGAUAGCAACAACGUGUAACGGAAUAUUGGUGCAAAGGUUCAGUGCCUACUGCUAUAGCACCAACAGCCGCCUCUGAUGUUGUGGGACAAGAUCAUAAAAUAGGAGGUAUUACUUUUGAAGCAGCCCUUGUAAAUAUGUCUCUUUACUACUAAUAGUUGUCAGGGAUGUAAUUUUUUUGUAUUAACUGCUGCCAGAUAUUAUGUAGUUUUUGCUUCUACUUACAUUGUCUGUAUUUAGUUUAUUGAAAAGCAGCAACCUGUCCUAAGUUAUGAUCUUUGUCACUAGAAAAAAGAUGUAUAUUUCACAGAGGCACUUCCUCACCCCUACUCAGUGAAAUACAGGUGCAUUCAUUUUUUAUUUUUUUUUUCAUUAGCCUUAUUAUGCAUCUGACAUACAUUUUGUCUCCUUUUGUCCUUGGGAGAAAAAAUGUCUGAGUGGGAUUGGAAGCACUAAUGUAACCUUUUCAGCUGUCAUAGUCACGGGGAAUAUUGAUAUACAUUGAUAUAUUUUCCCUGCCUUGACUUCUUUUUUGUUCUUUUGUUGUUGUUGUUGUUGUUUUUAUUUUUUUUCCCCUUCAUUUCUAGCCCACAACUUUCUCUGGGCAAGUGUUUGAGUUUGAGGAGCAUCAAAGUUUUUAUACUCAUCUUUAUCAUAUUAACUUUUACACAGAAUCACAGAAUGAAUGAACAGUUAGUGGCUCAGCAGUUUUCCACCAUGUUGUUCUAUUUCACAUUUUAGAAGAACAGUAUUUAAUUCUUCACAGUUCUGGGAAGGUACGGAAUUAAUGGGAAAAGAGUGUGGUUCUAGAAAUGAGUAUACAGAAGAGUGAAGUAGAACAUCUUUGUAUGUAAUCAUUCCUGUCUUAAGAAGUGGAUUGCCAGGUGAAGCACCCUAGGUUUCCUUAGAAAGCUAAGAGAGGUACUUACUUGUGCAAAUUAUGUAUUUGUUCCUAUUUUGAAAGAAAUUUCUGUGGUAAUAUAGUUCUGUAAUCAAUAGUUUAACAACAUAAAUGAGAGUUGUUUUAUCUACAGAGAGAUUAUAGAUGGAAGUACAGAUGAGCUUUUGGGUACCAUGAGUAUUCAAAGAAGGCUUUGUAUGGCCAAGACUAUUGUCUUUUUCUGCAAUUAACUUAACCAAUACUACUCUGCUUACAAAGCUUGUCAAACCUUCAGUGCCAACCUUGUAUCUCUCCUCAUGUUUACAUUAAUAUAAAGGAGUAGCUCCACAGAAAACUACGGAAUUAUCUGGAUUUAAAAUUAUCUGUGCUUAAGAAGAUGUCCAUUGUGGCAUGUCAGUGAUUGCUAUGGAUAACUGGUUACAUCUUCUAAAAUAGUGUACGUUUGGGGGGAAGAAAAAAAAAGUAAAUAAAUAAAUAAAUGUUUAACUUACUAAGUUAAGGCAAUCCAUCCAGAACAAAAAUGUCAGACUUGAAUAUGCUAACAGAGAACUAGCAGUAAUCUACAAGAUUGAUCACAAUUUGAGAGUUGUCUGCAGCUCUCAGACACCUACUUGAAGUCUUUCAUAUUUGACUGCUCCAGUUCCCCGGCAGGAAAGUGAACUGUGUGCAGCUAGCAGCCAUGUUAGGGGACAUCCUUAAGAGAUACAGCCCAUUUUUGGCUUCCAUAGCUAGCCAAAUUCAGAGAGUUACCAGUUGCUUCUAUUCGGACAGAGAAACCUGCAGGGAGCUAAAACAUUUCCUUGAUACUGUUUGCAAGCGUUUCUUACAGCUCUGAUUUUUUUAGCAUGUCUUUAGAAUUAAUAUGCAGUAUCAAGUACUCAAGCUCACAGUAUGAGCUUUUCUUUCCAGCACUGACACCUCCAGAAUUGUUUUCUGCCUUACUUAAUGGCUCUACUCCUUGUAUUUUCUAUAACUUAGCAUUCCCUCAAUAUCUCUCAAUUUUAAGCUUCUCUUUCAUGAUCACAAAUAAAAUAGCCAUAAAAAAUAUUACCUAAGAAAGUUUUUUUGCUGUUUUUUAUUGAGGUAUAAGGGUGCAUAAGAUCAGAGUGGUUAUGUCACCAGUAGUAAACCUUCUUGCUCUGUCUGUCUUUGAAGAAUUACUCAAACUCGUAAAAUGACAACACUAUGAGCAACACUUCCCAGUCAAAUAAAUAAAUAAAUAAAAGUUAUACACAACCAUGGUACUUCUAUACAGUUUUAGCAACAAGAUAUUUUUCAUCACUAACCCAUACCCAUUUUUCUUGUAUCCAAACUUCACCUUGACAAUUUCUACCACUUGCCCAAGUCACGUUUUAGUGGGUUCCUUUUGUCAACUCUUCCACAGUGUCUAUAUAGUAUCUGUUGUUUGGCACAGGUCCACAUCUUCUUCUAAUGAAAAAACUUAUUCAUAUCUCAGUUUUUCUGCUUUUAAUUUCUGCAUUUACAUCCAUAAUUUUAACGUACUUUCAUUCUCUUUUGUCGCUAUUCUACCUCUUUGAAAGACCCUUCCUGAUUUUCAGCGUAGCCCUUGAAACAAAUACUUAGUUGUUUGACUUAAUAAUUUAAAGAGAUUUUUGAUUCUUAUUACACUUCAUCCUGUUUAAUCAUGCCACAGAAUUCCUGUUUUUAAAGCUUCUAAAAGCUUUCUGUUUUCUCUAAAAUGUUUCUGAAAAUAUUCGUUUGAGAAAUUGUAAGAUAGCCUUUCUGUAAUCCAAAUCUUUGUUCCUCCUCACAGAGAUGAAGUUGUCAUGUGGUACAAAUAUAGAAUAGCAGAACUCUGCUUUUUUUUUACAAAUAAAUUGGAUUAAUGUGGUCUGUGUAGAGCUGAGUAAGUCCUCUUGUUUUCCCAGAACUACAGUUGUCUUCUCCAUGUAUUCUGUCUGUUUCUUCUAGACUGAUCAUUGAUCAGUUUGAUCAGUUCAGUCAGCUGUAUCCAGUUCUCUUGUCAAACUGAAUUUACCAAGUUUGCAUGAAAUUCUGCAGUUCAGGAAAUUAUUAAGUACUCAAACAUGUUUUCUAACAAUGAAGAACCAUUCUGGAAAUCAAUCAUUACUUUCUUCAGUGGAUGGAUAUCUAAAAUUUUUUGCCAUCUGUAUCAACAUUACCAAGCACUUGUACCAAGGUCCAGACUGUGACUUGAAAUUGCAGUACAUGCUUUUUCCAGUAAUGCCUGGAAGUUUCCCUUGAUUCUUAAAAGCCAUUGUAGGGUAUAAUAUUUCUUACCACAGACUUCCUCACAUACAAACACUAGUAAAAAAUCUGUAAAUCAUAGCAUAACCGCAGCUAGAGGCUGCUUACAGGUGAGACAACAACUUAGUUCUAGAGAUCUUAGACUUUUCUUGUAAUAAGCCAAAACUCUCCAAAACACCCUGUGUUGUGUGACAGCACACAAACUGUAAGAACGAAUAUUUAACUUGGUAUAAAAGAGUUCUUUAAAUAUAUGUAGACCAAGACCAGAGUAGUUCCAAGAGAGCUUUUCAACACAAAAUGUACUAAAUCUUAAUCUGGUGACCACUCAACCUGACAACCACUUAAGUGCUUCCCUUAUUCCUCCAACUUGUUGUAUAGCAGGCUGAAUUUGUUAAACUGCUUUCCUGAUAUUUAUUACACACCUAUUAGCUAUAAAGCCAUCUAAUCAAGUUAUUAACUCAAAACUAUUCAGACUCCUAGAUGAAAUUCCAUCAGUCCAGUUUCCCUACUCUAUUUUCAGACAGGUUUACUUUCCUAGUCACUGUCUCCAUUUGAGACCAAUUAAGUGAUUCAGCUUUCAAUCCUUUAUUCACUUGUACUAUUAGCUUGUUUGAUUCAAUAAACUUGCACCAGUCUCUCAAGCACUUUAAGGAUUCUAUUCCAUAUUUAUCAGUCAGAUUCCCAUUAUGUCUGUUUAGCUGCCAGAGGUAUAUCAUGAGGCUAAUUGUGAAUCUGUAAACUUUUCCUUCAAACUACUUUCUUUCCUUUUUUUGAGCUCUGUGGCGAGCAGGCACUGAAAUAUCACCUGCAAGUCACUGUAGAUUUAAAAUCAUUUUUUCCUGGGUGUGUUUUUCAGAAUUUUAGCAUUUCACUUAGUUUCUUUCCUUAAAACAUAUCUUUUUGUCUACAUUCUUUGUUCUACAAAUCAAAAGUUCUUCUUCAUCUAUCUUAAAAAAAAAAUGCUGUAAAGUAGUCAAAUCUUUCUUUCCUCUUCAAGCACAGUAGGCAUAUCUCGCUUCUUACUGGGCUGUGAGCAAUCAGUUUUCAUCUAGAUUACUCGUGUUUGCUUCCUCUUUUGAUGCACCACUGCAAGGAAUGACUCAUCAUCUGUGGCAAAUCUCACAAUCCCUUAGAAGGCCUUUGGCCUCUUUUCAUGGAUCUCUACCUGCAUGGUUGGUAUUACAUGGAUGUGCUGUUCAGAAAACCCUCCUCCAUCAUGCCUGAUGGACAACUCUCAGCACAUCAUCUGGAAGCAGGAACGGAUGCAGGGGACUGUGAACUGAAUAGUGCAAGUGCUGAAGAAGGAGGCUUGUUUUGAGGAAACAGGAAAGAGGAAGAAAAGAGAAGGGAAAAAUACAUAAUUUUAAGGAAGAAGGAGAGAAAAAAAAACGGGGACUAUGGGGAGAAAAAAGAUUCAGAUUACAAGGAUUAUGGAUGAGCGUAACAGACAGGUGACAUUUACGAAGAGGAAAUUUGGGUUAAUGAAGAAGGCUUAUGAGCUGAGUGUUCUGUGUGACUGCGAGAUUGCUCUAAUAAUCUUCAACAGCACCAACAAACUGUUCCAGUAUGCCAGCACGGAUAUGGACAAAGUGUUGCUGAAGUAUACUGAGUAUAAUGAGCCGCAUGAGAGUCGAACGAAUUCAGAUAUUGUUGAGACGUUGAGAAAGAAAGGACUUAAUGGCUGUGACAGUCCAGACCCCGAUGCAGACGAUUCAGCAUUGAACAAGAAAGAAAACAAAGGUUGUGAAAGCCCCGAUCCUGACUCCUCUUACGCUCUCACCCCACGCACUGAAGAAAAAUACAAAAAAAUUAAUGAAGAAUUUGAUAAUAUGAUCAAGAGCCAUAAAAUACCUGCUGUUCCACCACCAAACUUUGAGAUGCCAGUUUCUAUCCCAGUGUCCAACCACAGCAGUCUGGUAUACAGUAAUCCAGUCAGCUCACUGGGAAACCCUAAUCUUUUGCCACUGGCCCAUCCUUCUUUGCAAAGAAAUAGCAUGUCUCCUGGCGUGACACAUCGGCCUCCAAGUGCAGGUAACACAGGUGGCCUGAUGGGUGGGGACCUCACUACCGGUGCAGGCACCAGUGCAGGAAAUGGUUAUGGCAACCCCCGCAACUCACCAGGUCUGCUGGUCUCACCUGGCAACUUGAACAAGAAUAUGCAAGCAAAAUCUCCGCCUCCAAUGAAUUUGGGAAUGAACAACCGUAAACCAGAUCUCCGUGUGCUUAUUCCACCUGGCAGCAAGAAUACAAUGCCAUCAGUGUCUGAGGAUGUUGAUCUGCUCCUGAAUCAGAGGAUAAAUAACUCCCAGUCUGCUCAGUCAUUGGCUACUCCAGUGGUUUCCGUAGCAACUCCUACUCUACCAGGGCAAGGGAUGGGAGGAUACCCAUCAGCCAUCUCAACAACAUAUGGUACUGAAUAUUCUCUGAGUAGUGCAGAUAUAUCAUCUCUCUCUGGAUUUAAUACAGCCAGUGCUCUUCAUCUUGGUUCUGUGACUGGCUGGCAACAGCAACACCUACAUAAUAUGCCGCCGUCUGCCCUCAGUCAACUGGGAGCUUGCACUAGCACUCAUUUAUCUCAGAGUACAAAUCUCUCCCUGCCUUCUACUCAAAGCCUCAACAUCAAGUCAGAACCUGUUUCUCCUCCUAGAGACCGUACCACCACCCCCUCGAGAUACCCACAGCACACGCGCCAUGAGGCGGGGAGAUCUCCCGUCGACAGCUUGAGCAGCUGCAGCAGUUCCUACGAUGGGAGCGACCGAGAAGAUCACCGGAAUGAAUUCCACUCCCCCAUUGGACUCACCAGACCUUCGCCGGACGAAAGGGAAAGCCCCUCUGUCAAGCGCAUGCGGCUGUCUGAAGGAUGGGCGACAUGAUAGCAUUAUUACCUAUUAGUUUCUUUUUUUUUUUUCUUGCAGUGUGUGUGUGCUAUACCUUAAUGGGGUGGGGGGUGGGGGGCGGGGUCGAUAUGCAUUAUAUGUGCCGUGUGUGGAAAAAAAAGUCAGGUACUCUGUUUUGUAAAAGUACUUUUAAAUUGCCUCAGUGAUACAGUAUAAGGAUAAACAGAAAUGCUGAGAUAAGCUUAGCACUUGAGUUGUACAACAGAACACUUGUACAAAAUAGAUUUUAAGGCUAACUUCUUUUCACUGUUGUGCUCCCUUGCAAAAUGUAUGUUACAAUAGAUAGUGUCAUGUUGCAGGUUCAACGUUAUUUACAUGUAAAUAGGCAAAAGGAAAACGUCCGCCAGAAAUGGCAGACCUUUACUGAGAGAGAAAGCAGCUGUUAUGCAACAUAUAGAAAAUGUACAGAUGUUUUGACAGACCCAGUGGUUGGGUGGCCGUGAAUCCAUGCUAGAAAGAGACUGGGUCACCUAACUCACUGAAAACGCUCAAAACCACGCGGGCGUAUCUUUGGAGUAUGGCACUCAGUUAAGAAGGAUCAAAGCAUUUGAAGAGGACCAUACUUGUAAAACAAAAUCGAGUUUGAGGGCUAACAUAUUUAAUUUUAAAAAUUCUGGGUCUGCAUCACUUAUUAAAUAAAAAAAAAUUAUAAAAAUAUGUACAUUACAUUUUGCUUAUUUUCAUAUUAAAAAGUAAGACAGAGUUUGCAAAGCAUUUGUGGCUUUUGUAGUUUCCUUAAGCCAAAAUGUGUUCUUUUUUCCUUGAUAGCUUCGCUAAUCUUUUAAACAGUCCUGAUGAAAACAGAGGACUUUUUGUAUAGAAAGCACUACCCUAAGCCAUGAAGAACUCCAUGCUUUGCUAACCAAGAUAACUGUUUUCUCUUUGCAGAAGUUUUGUUUUUGAAAUGUGUAUUUCUAAUUAUAUAAAAUAUUAAGAAUCUUUUAAAAAAAAAAUCUGUGAAAUUAACAUGCUUGUGUAUAGCUUUCUAAUAUAUAUAAUAAUUAUGGUAAUAGCAAAAGUUUUUGUUAUCUUAAUAGUGGGGAAUUAUAUUUGUGCAGUUGCACAUUUAACUAUUUUCUUUUGGUUUUAUUUUACUGGGCAUACAUUUUACAGAUCAAAAUCAUGUCUUGGAAGACUGAUCUGUAAAAAGUUUGAAUUUACCCAUGGUGUAACAACUGAAACCAUUUUAAUACAACAUUUUACAAUCAGUUGAGUGAACUGCGAUUCAUUGUAUAUACUGAUUAGUUCUUUUCAUGCUGUUUUGUGCAUUGUAACAAGUUAAGGGCCCUUCUAUAACCUACGUCCUGCGUAUCUUGUAGAUUUCCAUGGGUUAAAUGGCGAAGUGGCAUCGCUUGGCCCUUCCUCAUCAGCGAAGCUGGUAUUCUGCCUGUUAGAAUUGGAUGUGCAGCUCUAACAGCCAUCGGUUGCGUGAGUGCAGGUGAACAUUUCCAGAGGCAGCAGGGAGAGCAAGAAUUGGGGGAUUGACACAAUCCCACCUGUUGUGAAGUCCCCUCUCUCUCAGACAUAAAACCUGCAGAGAGAUCAUCACUUAAAGGACCAUUCAGAAGUCAGUCUAUCGAAUCCCACCAAUACAGGCCACCAGGCCGCUGUAGUUGUCACAGCCCUCACAGUCACGUCUCGCGGUAGGGAUGCUGUCGAACAAAGCUGCCUGUGUAUUUAAAACCCAAAGCGAUUCACUUCCGCAUAUGGCGCCCACCCUUUCUCCUGCCUCGUAUUGUUCCUUUGACUGAAAUUGCUUCACCAGAAGGGAUAUAUCAUUGUUUUAAUUUCUUGUCUGUCCCUCUUGCUUAUUAGAAGAAAAUGGUAUACUCAAAUGUUUCAGUUUAGCCUUCCCGCGGGAGGGAAACUUUGUUCAAGCAACAUGCUAGUGCCAUUGUAGGACUGUAGUACUUCUUUCCAAAAGCUGUUCCAGCUCUCACUCACAUACCUUGAGACUAUGAUGAAGGACAUAACUGCAACAGCGAAAUAUCGACACAGAAAACAUUUUGUUAAGGGAAAUCCACACCCUAUUUCCCUUCUACAUGUGCAGUUGCUGUGCACUGCUAAGCGGUAGAGGUUAUCUCCCUGUAGCAGCAAACAACUAACAGAUGACAGCGUGCGCUAGGACAUACGCUUUCCACUUAUUGUGACUUACAGAAGCCUGCCUCACAGGCACUCUCAGCCAUGCAGGGGCUAGCGCAUAAUCUGGGAACUAUCUAAGCAGAAUACUGUGCUAACAAGGCAUACAUCUUAUCUCGCGUGGAGGUCAGCAGGGUAAAGAAACAGAUACGCAUGUUAAAAAAAAAAAAUCAAAAAAAUUUUUUAAAAAAUAGAAAAUGGGGCCCGUAAUUAAUUUUAAAACACAAAACUGUUUUUCAAAACCACUUUCUUCACCUUCAGAUGAAUCUACAGUCAUAUUCUCUUACGAGAAUUUUAAACUUCGGUGUGUCAAAAAUAUGCAAGUAUAUCACAAAUGUAUACUUUGACAUUUCAACAAGGAGUACAACUUUAUCAGUAUUGUAGUAGAAACUUGUCAGUGGGGAAGGGGAUUUGGUCUAUUGAAAUAUGAAGAAUAGCCAUAUAAAUAGUUUACCUUGCGAUUUGCCUCAGCAACGCAUGAAGAAGAUAACAUAUUUAAGGAAGAUGCAGUGUAAUAUAUUACUGCAAGUAACUAAGCGGAAAGUAGCGUGAAACGUAUUGCCUGGGCAAUGUAUAUUAACUCUGACAGUGAUUUUUAUAUAAACAUGAAUAGAAUAGAAUCACAUGAAGAUCAAUGCCAGUCAUCCCUCUUGUUCCUGCUACUGAGGGCAACUAACAUGUACUGGCGAAAUUGUGGGGGAUAAUGCAUAUUUGCAAACUGAUCUAAUGAUAAGAAGCACAACUUUGAUUGUGAAGUCACUUUCUGUAAACUAUAACUGUCUACCUUUCUCUGUUCCUUUAUCUGUACCUUACCAUUUAUUGUAUUUGCAAAGCUUAUUUGGGUUUAUUGUGUGAUUCCUUUGUAUUUAAGGAGUUUGGGGCAGAGCCCUGAAAGAGUAUUAACAUUUACUUUACCUUAACCCAUGCUAUAUGAUGUUUUAGGCAACAUUCUUAAUUGCAAGUUCAAACACCUGAAGUGGCAUUCUAGACAUCUGCAAGUAUUGUUAUAGCUAAGUUAACCUCUAUUAAAAGGUGUUGUUGUUUAGUGUUUAAUUGCUGGUGACAAUUAUAUGAUAUACUCAAUCUGCACAGUCUGUAUAUUGUAUGCAUUGAGCCAUUCACAGUAAAGCUUUUAUCAUUUCAGUGUUUUUCAAAAGUUGUGUUUUAUAAUGAAAUGGCUUAUAUUUUUCCCAGAAGAGGAAUUUAGCAGUUUUUAAUGAAUAAUAUAAAAGUAUCUGUUGUCCUCAGAUCUCUUUUUCAGGUAAAGCUAACGUAAGAAUAGAAGAACUCAUAGACUGUUUUCAAGGAUGUCAACCCUUUUGUAUUGUAUGUGUUAUCCAAUAUACCCUCUUUUACCUAUAGUCCUAACAGAGCUGUUUUGUUUUCCUUUCUCCUUCGCCUUGAAGGUAAAUGCUUUGUAAUUUUUUAAAAGCCACUUGAAACCUCAAUAAAGGCUGUUGCCUAAGCAUGGCAUACUUCAUCUGUUCCUGUUUGUGCCAUCUGCUGUGAUGUCGUCAGUUAUAUGGCAUUAAUUUCCUGCCACUACAGGUCUCUUGAAGGACUGAUGGAACAUUGGUGUCUGUUAGAAUGCUUCAGACUGUAGAUGUAAUAAAAGGCUUUUGUUAAUAUAUUUUAACCAAAGAUGUGGAGCAAUCCAAGCUUUGAGCCACAGACCUUCUGCAUCAAAAGUAUCCAUUUGAUUAUUUUCAUAAUCAGGUGUUGCAUUUUUACCUUCCUCGCUCAUACCUCAGACUGAUCCAUACCUCAGUUUGAAUCAAAAACGUCAGUUUAGUAACUCACUAAAAAUUAAAAAAAAAAAUUUAAAAAAAUUAAAAAAAAAAAAAAAAUUACAGUACCUGAGUCUUUUGUGGAGUACCUAACGUCAGACCUGGGUCACUGCAGGCAUUACACUUGGAUUGCUUCAGAUGGUUUGUUGUAUCCUUUUUUUUUCUUUUUUUUUUUUUUUCUUCUCUUUCAUGGGGAUCUGCUUCCAUAAAACAAUGGUGAUAACAAAAGAGCUUGUAAAUGGGAGCAUACAAGCAUUUGCAACAAAUAUUAAAAUAGAGGCUCACAGCGGCAUAAGCUGGACUUUGUCGCCACUAGAUGACAAGAUGUUAUAACUAAGUUAAACCACAUCUGUGUAUCUCAAGGGACUUAAUUCAGCUGUCUGUAGUGAACAAAAAAUGGAAAAAUUUCAAAAGAUUCUCCUGCUGGAAAUAAGGUAUAAUUUGUAUUUUGCAGACAAAUCAGUAAAGUUACUGGCUUUCUUAGUGA